UGCGUGACUAACGCACACAGGGAGCAGUCGUUUACAUCACCGACGGGCAAAAAAAGUCUCAGGGAGGAGUUCAGUUCCAGCCUGCGUGCGUGCGAAAUAGAGAAAAACACCUUGACGCUGUAGUCUAUGUGCACGCCUACAACAUUUGGGUGAACUUGAUUGACUGGCUGCAACAACAACAAAAAAUACUGAGUAGCAGAUCAGCGGUUGCAUGUGAAUAAAACUGACAGCAGGAGAUUGGAGAUCAGCAGGCUUCGUUUACAGUGUGAAGGACGAGGAUGGACAGUUUGGAGGAGACAGAUCCCAGCAGCUCCCCUGAUGGGCCCAGGGCGAAGAGAGGCUUUGACCAGAUGGUGUUCGUCAACAGAAAUCUGACGCUGGAGAACAUCCAGUGCUAUGGGUUUGACAUGGACUACACGUUGGCAAUGUAUAAGUCUCCUGACUACGAGAGCCUGGGCUUUGAGCUGAUAAGAGACAGAAUGGUAUCUGUCGGAUACCCUCAUGAACUCCUCCGCUACACAUACGACCCCAGCUUCCCCACACGCGGUUUAGUGAUCGACAUCACAUGUGGGAACCUCCUGAAGGUGGAUUCAAAUGGGAAUAUUUUAGUCUGCAGUCACGGCUUCCGCUUCCUCAAAGGACCAGACAUUCACAACGACUACCCCAACAAGUUCAUUCAAAGAGACGACACCGACCGUUUCUACGUUCUCAACACUCUCUUCAAUCUUUCAGAGACUUACUUCUACACCUGCCUUGUGGACUUCUUCACCAGAUGCACCAGAUACACAAAGGACCCGAAAGGUUUCCAGCACGGCGAUUUGUUUAUGUCCUACAGAAGCAUGUUCCAGGAUGUUCGAGACGCCAUGGACUUCAUUCACGACACGGGAACCCUGAAAGGACAAACUAUCAAGAAUUUGGAGAAAUACGUUAUCAAAGAUCCAAACCUCCCUGUACUCUUGACCCGGAUUAAAGGGGUGGCCAAGGUCUUCCUCGCCACCAACAGUGACUACAGCUACACCAAGGUCAUUAUGAAAUACCUGCUUGAAAAUAAUACUAAGUCUGGAAGUUCCUGGCGCUCCUUCUUCGACCUCAUUGUGGUGGACACCAAAAAGCCUCUGUUCUUUGCAGAGGGGACGGUGCUGAGACAAGUGGACACGGACACAGGAAAGCUUCGGAUUGGGACGUACACGGGCGACCUCCAACAUGGAACUGUUUACUCCGGAGGAUCUUCAGACGUCAUCUGUGAUCUGCUGGAGGUCAGAGGGAAAAACAUCCUCUACAUUGGCGACCACAUCUUCGGCGACAUCCUCAAAUCUAAGAAGCGUCAGGGCUGGAAGACGUUUCUGGUCGUACCGGAGCUCACCAAGGAGCUGCAAGUGUGGGACCAGAAGAAAAAUCUGUUUGAGGAGCUGAAACGUCUCGACGUCUUCUUAGCUGAACUUUACAAGCACCUGGACAGCGACAGUCAGGAGAGUCCUAACAUCAGCGCCGUUCAGACGAGAAUGAAGGUGCUGACCUACAGGAUGGACAUGUCUUACGGCCAGAUGGGCAGCCUCCUGCGCAGCGGCCCCAGACAGACGCUGUUUGCCAGCCAGCUGAUGCGUUACGCUGAUCUAUACUCCUCCACCUGCCUCAACCUGCUGCACUACCCCUAUAAUAACCUCUUCAUGGCUCCCCCGCUCCUGAUGCCCCAUGAAUCACUGUCCCAAAACUCUGAAUUUGCUUCAUCAGAGGUCACCGUCACCAACAAUAUUGUCACGAUGAACAGAAACUAAGGUUAUUAUCAUUAUGAUGUACGCUCCAGAGGAAUCUUCUAAUGUUCUCCUACCUGUCACUGAUGAAGGUGAUCAUUUGCACCUGUGCUUGUUUAAAGGGUUUGUUGCAGCCAUGACGCGCCUCCUUUACAAAAACUAUUAUUGCUCCACUUAGUGGACAUGAAAUGCUAUUCCACGCAACAAGAGUUCAGGAUUCAAAGCUAAAGCAGACUCAGGGUUACUGUAUAUAUGAGUGUUAAUAUGUGUGUGCAUGUGCACUUUUGAUCUGAGGUUUGUGUAAUGGUUUUUAAGAAAUAAAUGUAUUUGUUGUUUGUGUGACCUCUGCUGAGUCAAUUCAAUGAAUCAUUCAUAUUAUUUGUUUUCAUUAAAGUACAACAACUUAA
This is a messenger RNA of Sebastes umbrosus (honeycomb rockfish), 2158 nucleotides long. It is a transcript of the gene nt5c2l1, whose product is annotated as 5'-nucleotidase, cytosolic II, like 1. The transcript is spliced from 18 exons. NCBI's taxonomy places the organism in Eukaryota, Metazoa, Chordata, Actinopteri, Perciformes, Sebastidae. Gene Ontology annotation, molecular function: 5'-nucleotidase activity. The record is from RefSeq and is a predicted model, not a curated record. The coding region runs from base 279 to 1775 and encodes 498 amino acids.